AUGCCCUUCCCUUGGCCGGCCCUCGUCUCCUUCCUCGGCAUCGCCUACUUUCUCGCAUGGUCACUCUCCUUCUACCCGCAGAUUCUCCUCAACUACCGGCGCAAACGCACCGACGGCUUCUCGGCCGAUUUCGCCUAUCUCAACCCCCUCGGUUUCCUCGCCUUAUCCCUAUGGAACGGCGGGAUGCUCUUCUCCCCGCUCGCCCGCCGGCAGUAUGCGGCGCGGCAUGAGGGACAUGAGCCGCAAGUCGCGGGCGCGGACCUGGCAUUCUCGGCGCACGCACUGGCAAUCUCGGUGAUUAUGUUUGCGCAGGUGUUUUGGUAUAGGCGAAGAACGGUCGAGUGGCUGGCAGCUCAGGCGGAGGAUAAGAGCUCGGGCGCCGGGAGGGUAGGGGAUGAGACGGAGCCGUUAUUGUCUGGAGAAACGAGCGGGAGUGGGAGCGGGGAGAAGCGGGAGAAGGCGCAAGACCCGGUCGUCCCCUCCAUCCCUGGCCAGUUCGCCCUCGGAGGUAUCAUCCUGCUCUCGGCGGCCUCUAUCGGCCUGCUCUGGGCGCAUAAGAUCGAAUGGCUGGACUGGCUGUACCUCAUCAGCGCCAUCAAGCUGUUUAUAAGCUCGGUCAAGUGGAUUCCCCAGAUUAUGCUCAAUUGGCGCCUGAGGCGAGUGGAGGGGAUGGCUAUUCAUGGGAUCACAAUGGACCUGGCAGGAUCUGUCUUCUCCUUUGCCCAACUCGUCAUCUCGUCCAUCUUCGUUGCGCACGACCCUAGCGGUAUCCUUGCCAACCCGGCCAAACUCGGUCUGGCGGGUCUCGCGGCCUUCUUUGACGCUAUACUACUGGCGCAAAAGUACGUCUUCUUUCGGACGGAGCGGACGUCUCUUCUGGGGGAGCUGUAG
Molecule: messenger RNA, 891 nt
Organism: Dioszegia hungarica
Lineage: Eukaryota; Fungi; Basidiomycota; Tremellomycetes; Tremellales; Bulleribasidiaceae
Product: putative L-cystine transporter
Exons: 2
Coding region: 1-891 (296 amino acids)
Biological process (GO): L-cystine transport
Cellular component (GO): fungal-type vacuole; vacuolar membrane
Molecular function (GO): L-cystine transmembrane transporter activity
Source: RefSeq, a predicted model, not a curated record